AUGCGCCCAGUGCUUAGAGCCAAGCGGCAGCAGCCUCUCCUGUGGCCCGGGAAUGCGGAACCCCCAGCGCCCCCUUGGAUUUGGAUGGUCCCGAGCGCGUCUGGGCUUUUUCGGAUCGGAGGCGCUGCCGGGCUAGUGCCCCCUCCUCCCCCUCCGCUGCUGCUCUCUUCGCCUCCUCCUCUUCCUCCUCCCCCGCCGCCGGCCCCGUUGAUCCAGGGGGUUUCGAGCUGGCAACUUCCCUGCGAUCCUUUUGUGCCUCUGAUGGCAUCGGAGCACCACUCGACUGUUCACCAGCUUCCGUUCCUGAAUGGACAGUGGAUGUUUGGAGCUCACUCUCCAGUAAUUGGAUUUUCACCUUCUUCAAAUGUGGAGUUUGUUCCUCUUUUUCCUCAUGUGUAUACUACCACUGCUCUACCACAUUCUGGGAAAAGUUGGAUAGAAAAGAGAUUACCAAAUUACAAGAUCUAUUUGAACAACACAUUUGCUCUUGAUUCAACAUGGAUUCAUCCCAAGGAACUAAGAAUCUACCAAGGACAUGAAAAGCCUCUUGCUACAACAAACCAAGUAGCUGUGGCAGUGUCUAGGCCAGCCACUGCCCCCAGGCCUUUUCCGACAGUGGUAUUAACACCUCAACCGAUUCCAGCUGGUUCACUUAAACAAAAUGGAGGCAACCAGACCAUUGCAUUUGCAGCAGCCAUGCUGUCCAUAGACGCUGAACCCCCUCAGGGACCACCAUCAAGUGUGCAGCCUUGUCAUGUGCUGACUUUGUCACCAAUAAAAAUCCCAGUUUUAACAUCACCUUUCCAAG
Messenger RNA from Protobothrops mucrosquamatus (brown spotted pit viper), 808 nucleotides. Its product is annotated as transcription elongation regulator 1-like protein. The record is from RefSeq and is a predicted model, not a curated record. The transcript is spliced from 4 exons. The annotation marks the transcript as partial. NCBI's taxonomy places the organism in Eukaryota, Metazoa, Chordata, Lepidosauria, Squamata, Viperidae.